AAUCACUGGCAGAGAGGACUCCGUCUGGCGUACACGCGAAAAAUAGACUCCUAACUGAGUUCAGUCUUAUCCAGUACUGCAUGAAGCGCGUCCGACGCUCGUAAAGGAAAAUAAAGCAUAGGCUAAGUGCAUGAUGCCGAUGUAUGAGAGGCCACCGUUUUGGCGGAUGCCGCUCACCCGGUCCGACCCUGAACAGGAGAGAAGAGAACACAGGAGAUCUCACCAUCACGUGACUCCAGGCGCGCCGGCGGGUCAGAGCCUGCUGCGCGGCGACAUCAUAGCCAAGAUCGACGACUACGACGCGCGCGACCUGCGACACGAGGACGCGCAGAACCUGUUCCGGAACGCGCCCAAACAAAUCAAACUGGUGGUCCAGAGGGGCGGAUCUAGUCCUCACCUGUACACGCUGCCCAGCUCGCCCGGCAGUUUUGUGGGCCGAGUGCCCACUCCCACCUUCUAUCACGAGCUCGCCGAGGAUGCCGACGAUGAGUUGCCCCGAGGGACGCCCAUCGCCCCGCGGUCACCUGUCCCGACAUCAUAUCCGCCACCGUACAGGCAACCCAGUCCAAACCCGGCGGUGCUAAAGGGUCCGGACUCACUUCCCCGCAGCACGCCGCGGCUGCAGAGCACUCAGUCCGACUACCAGUUCCCCAUGCAACAGGAGGGAGAGUACAGGAGCUUCCUGCUGUCCCCCUCCUCCGUGCGGACGGACGACACUGUUGAUGAGUCUAUCAAUAGCCAGCCGUACCGUACAACACCCCUGGUGCUGCCCGGCGCGAAGGUCCGCCGCGAGCCCGGACCCACAGAGAGCUACCUGCGCCACCACCCCAACCCCGCCAUGCGCGCACCACCGCACCACGACUACAGGGACACGCUGAUGAGGCAAAAGGUGGCCGAGUCGGUGUUGCAGCGAGUCGGCGAAGACCCUAAUAAGGUGGUCCACAAGCAAUUUAACUCGCCGAUCAACCUAUACUCCGAACAGAACAUUGCCAACUCAAUAAGGCAACAGACUUCUCCUCUUCCCUCUAACGGCUAUUACGGGCGACCGAACGUGGUCAGGAGACACAAGCCGACGCUAGUGUACGACCCGGCCAAGUCGGAGACGUACCGCGCGCUGCAGGAAGACAAUCUCGGAGACGUAGUGCAGGAGGGUACGCCGGUACAGACCAAGGUCUUCACCGCGCCCACUACUAAGAAGCAGGCGCCGACUCCACGACCAAAGAAACCGGAAGUUCAACAACAACAGAAACCAAAACAGACUACCUUCGUGAAUUCCUUACAGGAGGAGCACAUUCAGCAGUCGAACUCGUUCAAGCGGCUCAUGUACCACGUGCUCGGCGAGACGGAGUUCUAACGGGACGUCACACGUCACGUCAUCGUGACGCCACACGCUUUGACGUCACAAGCGAUGACUUCUGCCGAUACUUCUCGAUUAAAAAAAAUAUCGACUGAUACAAUAAGCGGACAGCGGCCACUCGGGCGGUCCCUAUCGAUAAAGACUAACAUAGGAUGCACUUGUAUAGCUCCUGCGGUGUUUCGGUGAUCUAAUACUCGAGUAUUAGUAUAUAAGUAGCGAACUCUAAGUGAUUAUUUGUUGUUGACAAUGUACAGAGAUUUUUGUUUAAAUAUUUAUGAAUAUGUUGAGUGUAAUGUCUAGUCACUGCGACCCGAGCUCCGGUCGAUCAUUUCGAAAAUUAUUUAAAUAAAAUAUUUAUUUUUAACA
This is a messenger RNA of Aricia agestis (brown argus), 1723 nucleotides long. RefSeq names its product PDZ and LIM domain protein 3 (gene Zasp66). Gene Ontology annotation, biological process: actin cytoskeleton organization; muscle structure development. Bases 131 to 1354 code for a protein of 407 amino acids. The transcript has 13 exons. Gene Ontology annotation, cellular component: filamentous actin; Z disc; stress fiber. The record is from RefSeq and is a predicted model, not a curated record. Lineage: Eukaryota; Metazoa; Arthropoda; Insecta; Lepidoptera; Lycaenidae. Gene Ontology annotation, molecular function: actin binding; muscle alpha-actinin binding.